AUGUCGUCUCUACCGCGCGAGUUUCCGUCCACCGGAUUCGAAAUAAUAAGCCCAGGUCAACAAAUCGAAGAAGAGCGACUACCCUUCUAUAGACGCAAUGACUACUAUCCAAUGCAUAUCGGUGAGGUGGUUCGUGGCCGCUACCAGGUCGUUGCAAAACUCGGCUAUGGCACAACUUCGACUGUUUGGCUUUCUCGGGACCUUCAAGAGAACAAGUACUGGGUGCUUAAGCUAUAUAUCAAUACCUUGAAGCAUAACAAGGAAUUCGAGGUUUACAAGCACUUGGCAAAUAUUUUGCCGCAUCUUUCGGAUGAACCUGGCCACGAAAAUGUCCGCCAAAUAGACGAUUCAUUUCAGAUACAGGGCCCUAAUGGUAUACAUGACGUCUUAAUCAUGAAACCGCUAGGAAUGAGUAUGAGAACGCUUCAGAAUAUGCAGAAAGGGAGAAUAUUCAAGCAGGAGGUCACUGCAAGGGCGAUAGAGCAAGUGCUGCUUGGGAUAAACUUUCUGCAUGAGGCUAACGUAAUUCAUACUGACUUGCAUUCGGACAACUUAUUAAUUGCGCUUACGAGCGACACGAUUCUAUCGAAGGUGGAAGAGAAUGAGAUAUAUAAACCAUCUGCACGGAAACGAAUAGGCGACACUAUUAUCUAUGUCUCUCAGUAUGUAUUGGGGGGUGCUGGCGCGCUGACAAUUAGUGAUUUCGGUCAGGCACGCAUUGGCAUCGAGCAUAUUGGAAAAGCAAUGCCAAUGCCGUAUCGAGCGCCCGAGGUGAUUCUCGGAAUGCCAUGGGGUCCUUCUGUAGAUACCUGGAGUGUCGGCCUUUUGGCCUGGGAUCUUCUGGAGAAAGAGCCCCUCUUCCGAGUGUACGAUCAUGGAUCUGAAGAGCAAAAUGAUGCCUGUCACCUUGCAGCCAUGACAGCCAUCCUUGGUCCUCCGCCACUCGAGUUUCUGAGGAGAAGCGAGGAAACAGGAAAAUACUGGGAUAAAGAUGGAAACUGGAAGGGUCAAGUUCGCUUACCUACCGAGAGAACACUAGAGUCUCUUGCAACUGCUUUAGAAGGAGAAGAGAAGGAUUUAUUUCUCAACUUUAUCCAAUGUUUGUUGUGGUGGGUUCCCGAACAAAGAUUCACCCCAUUGCAAGGCUAUAUGCAUCCAUGGCUAAGGGGCGGGAAACUGCCCCCGGCAUAA
Messenger RNA from Metarhizium acridum CQMa 102, 1191 nucleotides. RefSeq lists its product as uncharacterized. Gene Ontology annotation, molecular function: ATP binding; protein kinase activity. Gene Ontology annotation, biological process: protein phosphorylation. The record is from RefSeq and is a predicted model, not a curated record. NCBI's taxonomy places the organism in Eukaryota, Fungi, Ascomycota, Sordariomycetes, Hypocreales, Clavicipitaceae.